UCCUCUAAGUGCCAUACCUACGACGAUAAACAACUUGGAGAGGGUAAAUACAAAAUCGCACAAUAUAAAAUGUUCGGCCGAAUGGAAUUUGCACCAGUAGUAAUUUUACCAUCAAAAGGCAUAUUUGCGAAUUGAUAAGCAGCGCGCGCAACAUUUCUACAUUUUCUUCUAUUUCGUGGUUUGUUUGUGCUUUGUGGCGAGUAUUCGUUAGUAAUAUUAUCAAAGCACGUGGUUAUACGGUCGUAUUGGUGGCAUUGAAAUAACAUCACGUUAGAAAUACCGAUAUGUCGACUUCCACAUCAACCACAACAACCGAUCCCAUCCCAUCGAUCAUCUCAUCUCUGCUGCAAACGCUGCAAAACACAGGUAUAAACAUCAUCGACCAUCACCUCGACAAGAAUGCAAUUAGCCUCGGCCACAAUUUCUGCGCAGGAAUAGCCAAGCUCAAAGUGACCUACGAACUACCCGAAGAUGGAACACAACGAGAGCAAUCAUUCGUACUAAAAAUCCCGAGCCAGUCUCCAUUUUACGAGCAACUAAGCGCCUUGAAAAUGUACCAAAACGAGGUACAAAUGUACUCGACAAUUCUGCCAGCUAUGGGCGCAUUGGGCGAGGUCGACUUCGCAGCUAAAAGUUAUCUACCACUCGCUGACGAUAAUUUAGUGUUGGAGGAUUUGAACGAGCUCGGGUACGAGGUGGUGAACAAAAAAAACCAGCUGGACUUGGCUCACAGCAAAUUGGCUCUAAAAGCAUUGGCCAAAUUGCACGGAUUAUCUGUCAAGUUGUACGAGAAAUCGAGGGAGACUCUAGAAGUAAUCGUCAUACCACCUCGAGAAACCCCUAAAGAAGCUGUUCCUAGCGCCAUAUUCGAGAAAUUCGAUAAUACCGUCGCUGUGCUGGAUAUUCCUCAAGAGGUUCGAGCAAAAGUGCACGAUUUUGUGGUGAACAUCCCGGAGAAAACAUUCAACGAAACCAUGCUACCGAAUGAAAACUUCAACGUUCUAUGCCACGGAGAUUUCUGGCUGGGGAAUAUGUUAUUUAAACAUAAUGCGGAAGGUGCUGUCGAAGAUAUCAAAGUGGUGGAUUUUCAAAUGGCACAUCGGUGCUCUCCGGCCAUCGAUUUGAUCGAGUUUUUCGUCACCAGUAUUCGAUUCGACGUGUAUAUCUCCAAACGAGAUGAACUCAUCGAACUGUAUCUCGAGACGUUGAACGGUUUACUCGAGUCUUUGAAGAGUACUGCGAGAUAUACGAGAAGUGAUUUGGAUCGAGAUGUACGUCGGUAUAAAUUAUUCCAUUUGUAUAAUUUAGGACCUUAUAUGUCAGCGGUGCUGAGUGAUCAAGAAGAUCCGUUCAAUUUAUCUGGUAAAGAUACGACGAUUUAUACCAGUCCAUUGUAUAGAGAUGCUCUAACUAAAUGGCUGCUUCAUUUGAACGAGGGGGAUAUGUUGUGAACAGUUUUUGAGCUACUUUGUGUGGUAAUGUCAUAAAAUACCUUUUAUAUCGAUAUUAAUAGCAGUUUAUAUUUCGAAUUAGGUAAUGUACCUACUUCAGCGAGCCAAUUUUUUUAUGGCCUUCGUUAUUUUGAAGAAAAACCUCGCUUAGAGCGUUGCCUAAGUAUAUUUCUCAACAUUUUUAUUGAUACAAAAAUAUGCAUUUUUAAUCCAUAAAAUAAAUAUAAAACUGAUACUCAUGA
Planococcus citri (citrus mealybug) is the source of this 1693-nucleotide messenger RNA. RefSeq lists its product as uncharacterized. The transcript has 2 exons. NCBI's taxonomy places the organism in Eukaryota, Metazoa, Arthropoda, Insecta, Hemiptera, Pseudococcidae. Bases 285 to 1451 code for a protein of 388 amino acids. The record is from RefSeq and is a predicted model, not a curated record.